AUGUUUUACUACCCCACAGUUUUGAAGCGACAUUCAGGAUGUUUCUCUACAAUCUGGCUGGUUGCUACAAAAGGCAUCAGAGUUCGUCGCCGAGAUUUCCUACAAGUCAACGUCAAAAGAACCUGCGAUGACAUCAUGGACUACGUGCUGGAGCAGGUCCCGCCCCCUCGACCUGGUUUGCCUCGACCUCGCUUCUCCCUCUACCUCUCCUCCCAGCUCCAGUAUGGCGUCAUCCUCGUCUACCACCGACAGUGUGCUAUUUUCCUGGAGGAACUUCAGACCGUUGUGGGCGAGCUGGUGAAACAGAAAACGUCCCAGAAAAUUGAUAUGGAUGGUCACGGCAGACCAUCUGUGGACUUUCUUGACCCCCUGUCUCUCCUGGAGGAGGCAGAAGGAGCUCCUGACCCUUUAUUCGGAGUGAUGUACAUGCGGGAGCCCAUACCCAGUCCCAAUACACUGAUACAGAUGGGUCGGGAGAAUCUGCGAGAAACAUCGCCUGAGCAUCCUGAAAUGAGUCCAACUGCUGCUGCUGCACUAGAGAGCGUUUCCCCAGGCAUAACUGCGUCUCAAGAAAGCAUUACUCUAAAAGAGACGGAGCCUGUCGCUAUCCCUGUUGCAGAGUUUGAGGGCGAGGAGCUCGUCGAUCAGCAUCCGGACACUAUUGGCUUUCUCAUGGCCCAAACAAAUCACUUCCCAGAAGAGGAGUUCAAGAUGCCGAGAGAAGAGGUGACACUGGGAGACCAAGAGAGGGAGAUGGAAAGGGGCGGAAGUGAGGAAGACCUAGAGAAAGAUAGAACAAAAGAGCCCCCAGGAUCCUCUACUGAGUCACAGCCCACCAGGAUUUCUAGUGAGGACGCCGUGCUGUUGCCUCAGGAAGAGCCAGACCUGUCCGCCGAGAAGCCUGGACCCCCGUCAGACCAGCUCACCCCCGUCUCUGGGCCCGUUGUCCCGUCCCCGCCAUCUGCAGCAGAGGAACGUGGAAGUCCAACCCUACAGUCGGAGGAUGAGCCUUCUCCAAAGGUGAAGACGAGGAGGAAGAGGCAGCUGAUCUUCUUUGACUCGCAGACGCAGAUCGACCAGGAGGUGCUGCAGCAGCAGAUCGACGACCCUCUGACUGAGACCACACCAGCAGUUUACCUGCCGUCGCCUUCUGACAGGAUACCCUCUGCUGCUGAGCUCUUCAACACUCCCUGCACCUUCUUGCCAGAAGAGGUGCUGUUUCUAUGGAGACGUUCUGCGACCAUCACGCCCGUCUCCGGCUCAGACCUGCAGGCCGGGGAGAGAGGGCCCGAGUCCUCUGAGUCCGAAAAGGAAAGGGAGCGCGAGAUGGUUGAGGCGGCGGAGGCAUUGGUCCCCAGAGAUGUGGCAGAACCAGAGUUGUUUGAUAUUUCAGAGCCCGGCUCACUGCUGCUGGAGGGCUCCGACCAAAGGGAGGUGACUCGAGAGAUCUCCCCCAUAUACACAUCCGAGAAAGAAGGGUCUGUCGUCUCCAGGUCUGCUUCUGCACUGCAGGACAUCCCAGAGGUGGAGGACGAGUUGCCGGGGAUUGCUGCAGAGGAGUCUCCUGGGCUGCUGCCGGAUUUGCCCGAGCAUGAAGCACCCGUGGUGUUUCAGUCUCUUCUGCCGCCAGACGGCGACCGCAGAACUGUCAGCAACACCUUUCAGAGGCUCCUGGAGUUUUUAUCGGCCAGGAAGAUGCGUGCGGAGCAGGACGAGCCGUAUGGUGACAUACUGAUAUUCCCUGGGACCAACUACGGAGAGGUGCCUCUGACUCUGUGAGGGGGGCACA
Molecule: messenger RNA, 1789 nt
Organism: Anarrhichthys ocellatus (wolf-eel)
Lineage: Eukaryota; Metazoa; Chordata; Actinopteri; Perciformes; Anarhichadidae
Product: meiotic recombination protein REC8 homolog
Exons: 17
Coding region: 1-1779 (592 amino acids)
Biological process (GO): meiotic sister chromatid cohesion; double-strand break repair
Cellular component (GO): meiotic cohesin complex
Molecular function (GO): protein binding; chromatin binding
Source: RefSeq, a predicted model, not a curated record